AUGGGCAGGUUGAGAUUCUUUCUCAACACUGUGCAUCAAGGUGGGAAUUUUGAUGAACGAACUUUUAGAAAUUAUACUAUGGAAUUUGAAGCGUGUCAAGCAAGAAAAGAAGAAGUGCCUGAUGGUGUUUUCUUUGCAAUGUUCUUGGCGGUGUUCUUGUAUAUACGUUUAAGAAUGAUAUAUAGACAGAAUCAUAGCAGGCCUAUAACAAAUUACACAUCUUCAACUAUAAACGAAUUAACUCCAACUUUUCCAUUUCCUGCAACUAUAAACGAAUUAACCCUAACUUUUCCAUUUCCUGCAACUAUAAACGAAUUAACUCCAACUUUUACAUUUCCUGCCACUAUAAACAAAUUAACUCCAACUUUUCCAUUUCCUGCAACUAUAAACGAAUUAACUCCAACUUUUUUUCCAUUUUCUGCAACUAUAAACAAAUUAACUCAAACUUUUCCAUUUCCUGCAACUAUAAACGAAUUAACUCCAUCUUUUCCGUUUCCUAUAACUAUAAACAAAUUAACUCCAACUUUUCCGUUUCCUGCAACUAUAAACGAAUUAACUCCAACUUAUCCGUUUCCGGCAACUAUAAACAAAUUAACUCCAACUUUUCCAUUUCCUGCAACUAUAAACGAAUUAACUCAAACUUUUCCGUUUCCUGCAACUAUAAACGAAUUAACUCCAACUUUUCCGUUUCCUGCAACUAUAAACGAUUUAACCCCAACUUUUCCAUUUCCUGCACUUAUAAACGAAUUAAGUCAAACUUUUCCAUUUUCUGCAACUAUAAACGAAUUAACUCCAACUUUUCCAUUUCUUGCACUUAUAAACGAAUUAAGUCCAACUUUUCCAUUUCCUGCAACUAUAAACGAAUUAACUCCAACUUUUCCAUUUCCUGCAACUAUAAACGAAUUAACUCCAACUUUUCCAUUUCCUGCAACUAUAAACGAAUUAACUCCAACUUUUCCAUUUCCUGCAACUAUAAACGAAUUAACUCCAACUUUUCCGUUUCCUGCAACUAUAAACGAAUUAACUCCAACUUUUUCGUUUCUUGCAACUAUAAACGAAUUAACUCCAACUUUUCCAUUUCUUGCAACUAUAAACGAAUUAACUCCAACUUUUCCAUUUCCUGCAACUAUAAACGAAUUAACUCCAACUUUUCCGUUUCCUGCAACUAUAAACGAAUUAACUUCAACUUUUCCGUUUCCUGCAACUAUAAACUAA
This is a messenger RNA of Lathyrus oleraceus (garden pea), 1215 nucleotides long. Its product is annotated as vegetative cell wall protein gp1-like. The record is from RefSeq and is a predicted model, not a curated record. The coding region runs from base 1 to 1215 and encodes 404 amino acids. The transcript has 3 exons. NCBI's taxonomy places the organism in Eukaryota, Viridiplantae, Streptophyta, Magnoliopsida, Fabales, Fabaceae.